Molecule: messenger RNA, 1826 nt
Organism: Mercurialis annua (annual mercury)
Lineage: Eukaryota; Viridiplantae; Streptophyta; Magnoliopsida; Malpighiales; Euphorbiaceae
Product: UDP-glycosyltransferase 73C5-like
Exons: 1
Coding region: 94-1524 (476 amino acids)
Molecular function (GO): UDP-glycosyltransferase activity
Source: RefSeq, a predicted model, not a curated record
AUUGUGGAAAGGAAUCCUAUGCCUAUUCUGAAAUUGUUUUAUAAUUUUUGAAAAGGAAACCAUUUUCUUUCAUAGAAACUUGCAAAAUCAUACAUGGCUUCUUCCAAUCCCAAAUCCCAAAAGUUACACUUCGUCUUGUUUCCAUUCAUGGCACAAGGCCACAUGAUUCCCAUGAUGGACAUUGCCAAAGUACUGGCUGAACAAGGCAUCAGAGUUACAAUAAUCACAACACCCCUGAACGCCAAACGUUUCAGACCACUGGUCGUUCGAGCUGUAGACUCCGGCCUUCGAAUGCGCUUCAUCGAGCUUGAAUUUCCAGCAGAAGCAGCAGGAUUACCCAAAGAUUGUGAGAACUGGGACAUGCUGCCUUCAUUAGCCUUACGGUCUAAAUUUUUCUCCGCCACAUUUCGGCUGCAAGAACCUGUGGAGCGAUUACUUCAAGAACAAGUUACUCCAAAGCCUGAUUGCAUAAUCUCUGAUCUGUGUUUACCCUACACAGCUCAGGUUGCUACUAAGCUUGGUGUUCCAAGAAUUUCUUUUACUGCCUUUGGUUGUUUCUACAUGUCGUGCAUGCAAAAAAUACGCAAAUUCAGGGUUCUUGAAAACUUGAAAUCCGAUUCGGAGUACUUCACUGUGCCGGAGCUGCCUCAUCGAAUCGAACUGACGAAAAAACAGGUUCCCGGAGUAGUAAUUGACUUCAGCGAUAUCCGCGAGCAAGUGGCCGCGGCUGAAAAGGUGACACGCGGCGUGAUUAUCAACUCUUUCGAAGAAAUGGAAUCAGCUUAUGUGCAAGAAUACAGAAAUGUAAAAGGAGACAAAGUAUGGUGUCUGGGUCCGGUUUCAUUAUAUAACAAAGACCAAUGUGAUAAGAUUGGGAGAGGAGAUAAAUCUUCAAUUGAAGAAUCUGAGUGCAUGCAUUUUCUUGAUUCACAAAACCCUAAUUCUGUUUUAUAUGUGUGUUUCGGCAGUCUUUGUAACAUAAUAGCCAGUCAAUUGAUAGAGCUUGCUUUAGGGUUGGAAGCCUCAAAAAAACCCUUCAUAUGGGUUAUAAGAGAUAAAGGUUCAAACUAUAUAGAGAUAGAAAAAUGGUUACAAGAAAAUGAUUUUGAGGAUAGAAACAAAGAAAAAGGACUUAUAAUUAGAGGGUGGGCCCCACAAGUGGUGAUUUUAUCACAACCAUCAAUUGGAGGAUUCUUAACCCAUUGUGGUUGGAAUUCAACACUGGAAGCCAUAAGUGCUGGCCUUCCAAUGGUGACGUGGCCACGCUUGGCUGACCAAUUUUGCAAUGAAAAGUUGAUAGUGGAUGUGUUAAAAAUUGGGGUAGAAGUUGGGGCUGUAAAAAGAGAAAAUUUUAAAAGAGCUGUUGAUAGGUUGAUGGAUGAUGAAGCAGAAGAUACCAAAGAUAGAAGGAAAAGAGCCAUGGAGCUUAGCAGAUUGGCCAGAGAAACAGUACAAGAAAAUGGUUCUUCUUAUCUUAACAUGAAAUUGCUCAUAAAUGAAAUUAUGCAGCACAAACAUGUUUAGUUGCCUGCUAGGUAGCACGGGCGCUUCUUUCAAUCCAAGUGUCGUGGAUACGUUUCGAACACGAAAUUUCAGUUUUACGUAGGAAAUUUUAAAAUAACACUAUUUCGCAGUAUCCAAGUGUCCUAUUUUCCUUGUCCGUGCUACCCAGGUUAUUGGCUGUGUUUCUUUUAGAGUGGUAUUUUUGUUUUUAAAUUUGAUGUAUAUCAGAAUUCAGAUUCUGAUUAUUUUAGUUUGAUUUCUGUAUUCCUCCACUUUUUGUGGACUUGCAUCGUAAUAAAAAUGUAUGAAUUAUUUGCUUUUUA